Drosophila obscura is the source of this 4191-nucleotide messenger RNA. RefSeq lists its product as uncharacterized. Gene Ontology annotation, molecular function: protein binding. The transcript is spliced from 2 exons. Lineage: Eukaryota; Metazoa; Arthropoda; Insecta; Diptera; Drosophilidae. The record is from RefSeq and is a predicted model, not a curated record. The coding region runs from base 248 to 3007 and encodes 919 amino acids.
GUAAAGUGAGCUUAAUUUGAAAAUUACGUGACCGCUGACACCAAUAGCGAAGAGAAGCGUAGAUAAGCUAAGCGAGGAGAAGCGUAGAUAAGCAAAGCGAGGAGAAGCGAAUAAAUAAAAUUAAGGCUAGGACCCACAGAGCCACUAGCGAAGAUUUUGACCACUAGAGUGGCAUUGUCGAGGGCCGCUCAAGUCCGUCACUUGGCACAUGCUCAGCGGCCUCCCGCCGUGAAAUAGCUCCAGCAAAAUGACAGUCAGACAACGGCAUCACCCAGGACUGAGUAGGCAGAGUCAUCGAUCAGUUACAUGCGGCAGGAUGUGCGCAGGAGUGAUGGCGCUGUUCCUGGUUCUGCUGGCCCUGGCACAGGAGGCAGUGGGACACACGGACUGGAUGCAGAGUUGCAGCAAUUGCCACUGUCACUGGAAUUCGGGUAAGAAAAGCGCCGACUGUAAAAAUAAGUCGCUGGCCAAAAUACCGCAGGAUAUGAGCAACGAGAUGCAGGUUGUAGACUUUGCUCACAACCAGAUUCCGGAGCUGCGCCGCGAGGAGUUUCUGAUGGCGGGGCUGCCGAAUCUCCACAAGGUGUACCUGCGCAACUGCACCAUUCAGGAGGUGCACCGGGAGGCGUUCAAGGGUCUACAUAUUCUGAUCGAGCUGGACAUUUCCAGCAACCGUAUUCGGGAGCUGCACCCUGGCACGUUUGCCGGAUUGGAGAAGCUGCGAAACGUGAUCAUCAACAAUAACGAGAUCGAGGUCAUGCGAAAUCACCUGUUCGUCAACCUUAGUUACCUGUCGCGGAUCGAGUUCCGCAACAAUCGCCUCAAGCAGGUGCAGCUUAACGUUUUCGUGGGCUCCCUGCCCAUUAGCGCCAUCUCGCUAGAGCAAAACCAGCUAACACACCUGCACAUGGAGACUUUCAAGGACCUGCAAAAGCUCAUGCACCUAUCACUGCAGGGCAACGUCUGGAACUGCAGCUGCGAACUGCAGGCUUUUCGCGACUAUGCCAUCGCUAAGCGCCUCUACACUCCCCCUACCGACUGCCAAGAGCCACCUCAGCUGCGCGGCAAACUGUGGAGCGAGGUGCCCUCAGAGAACUUCGCUUGCAGGCCUCGCAUUCUCGGCACGAUUCGCUCCUUCUUCGAAGCUAACCAGGACAACAUCACUCUGCCCUGUCGAAUAGUGGGCACUCCGCACCCAAACGUCACGUGGAUAUACAACAAGCGGCCCCUCAACCUCAAUGAUCACCGAAUCCAAGUGAUAAACUCACUGGAACAGCUACCCCUCCAGCAGCUAUCGCAGGUUAUGACUUCCGAGCUGCGCAUAUUCGGCGUGCGUGCAUCAGACAAAGGAUCCUAUAUCUGUGUGGCUGAUAACCGAGGUGGCAAGGCGGAGGCCGAGUUCCAGCUGCUUGUUGAUGGCGACUAUGUUGGAGCGGCUUCCGCUUCCGACGGCCUGGGCGGUCUAGGUAUGAGCGGUGCUAUUGGCGCCUCCACCAGCGAUCCUCAGACGAAUGUGUUUCUGAUCAUCUGCCUAAUCACAACCACUCUGCUCGUGGUUCUAAUUGUCGUUGUACUGACUCUGUUCUGGUACUGCCGACGCAUUAAGACCUACCAAAAGGACACCACCAUGAUGAGUGCGGAUGGCCUGAUAUCCUCGAAGCUGGACAAGACCCACAACGGCUCUAUGCUGGAGGGCUCCGUCAUCAUGGAAAUGCAAAAGAGUCUUCUCAACGAGGUAAAUCCAGUGGAGAAACCACCCAGACGAACAGAUAUCGAGAGCGUUGACGGCGGCGACGAUGGACACGAGAUCAAGAAGACUCUUCUCGACGAAACAGUUUAUGUGGCAAAUCAUUCGCGGGACGAUGAGACGCAUUCGGUGGCAUUGUCGGACACGACAGCCACUCCCCGCUCCAGGCACACCUACGUUGACGACGCAUAUGGAAACGGUCUGCCGCCGGAUCUGCUCGCUUUCCCAGCACGCGUGCCACCCACCUCCCCUUCCAUGCAGUCAUCUCAGUCCAACAUACCGGACCAAGUCCUCUACGGAAUACGGUCCCCGCCACUAACUAGCCCCGUAUACGCACACAUGACGCCCCACGGCAUCUACGGAACCACCACAAUUUCGGCGACCACUCAUAACGGCUUCAUGACACUGCAGCACCCCAGGUCACGAAACCUGGCGCUAAUUGCCACUGCCAACAGCUCCCGACAGCAGCAGCAAAUGGCUGCCGCUCUGCAACAUCAGCAGGCCGCUGCGUCCCCGUUCCUUCCAGCCCCAGUGGUGUACUCGCCGACCACGGCUGUGGUAAUGAAACAGGGCUACAUGACCAUUCCACGUAAGCCACGUGUGCCCAGUUGGGCUCCCAGCACGUCGGGAGUAUCAUCCCACCCUGGAACUCAGCUUAGCGAGUUUCAGUCGCCUACUUCGCCCAAUCCGAGCGAGACAGGGACUGCGACCACCGCGGAGCUGCAGGUCGAGCCCGUCUAUGACAACCUGGGGCUACGCACCACUGCAGGCGGCAACUCGACGCUGAAUCUGCACAAGGCUCUUGGAGCCCAGGGAGCCCAGCAGCAGUACUCGAUGCGCGAUCGUCCCCUCCCCGCCACCCCCAGCCUCACGUCAGUGGCCUCAGCGGCAAAUGCUAGCAAGAUCUACGAGCCCAUUCACGAGCUGAUCCAGCAACAGCAGCAUCAACUGCAACACCAUUAUCCCUCAGAAACAGAGUCUCUGUAUGGGGUGAAACACCAUGGGAUUACUAUACUUCCGGGGGCCAGCAUUAGUGGGGCUGGCCUGGGUCACUCCGGCCCCCUUUCACCCUCGAUGGCGAAAUCAGUGUCCCCUACACACGCCAGCGUCGGCAGCUCCGGUUCACCGAAGAUGGCUAAGAUACCACCAAGACCACCACCGAAGCCCAAGAAGAAGAUGUCCGUAACGACGACGCGCAGUGGGCAGGGCAGCACAAGUCAGCUGUUCGACGACGAGGGCGAGGAUGGUACCGAGGUUUAGUUUGACAUCACGAGGAACUCGACAAUGAAAUGGAAUGGGAAAUGCCCUGUACACCCGCAGAAAUAUAAACCGAAUCCUCUACGUACAAGCUAGAAGCGACGAAGCAGUCGUCACUGUAGCAUACGCAUAUGAAGACACCGGCAUCAGAGUUAGUAGCAGCAGGUGGCUGAGUGUGCAAACACCUGCUUCUCAAACAGCUAACUGGAGCAGAAACAAAAAAAAAAAACAGGAGCACCUGCCUCUUCUCCUGUCUGCACAAACACCCGGUGACCUGCACAUCUCCCAUCUGCCCUUGGCUGCUCCGAAAUGCACGCUAUUCGCGUGACGUGUGUGCCAAACGACUGAUGUAGAAUUUAGUAAUUACACCGAUAAACAUUCGACUCUGCACGACCAUACAAUAGCAAACAGAAAACCGCAGCUGAGAAACAAAAGCAGCCAAUAUAACCGAAAACCAGAACAUCAAAUAUAUAUAUACUUAGAAGAACCCAGAUGGAAACCAAGUACGCAAGGAUGUGUAUUAUGUGUCGUCCCGAGCGCUGGCAGAAAGAACCAUUUUAGCAUUAUCUAAUCCCAAAUACAGAUAUAUGUAUGAACCCAAAUAAGAAAAGUAAAUUUUUUUUCCCAUUAGGCUAGUUUGUUUGAUGCAAACAUAUACAUACAAAGAUAUAAAAUAAUAAUAAAAACUACACAAAAACGGAAAAUUUUAUAAAAGGAACAUCUUAUCUAUAAGCCAUUUUAUUUGAUCGGAAGCAUUAAAAACAUUAAAGGAUAUCGAAACCCAAUUAACUUUUUUUUUUAUUUAUAAAUAAAUUUUAUAAAAAACAUUUAAAGAAUUGUAUAAUAGUAAUGCAUACAGUUAAAAACUAAGUAAUAACUAUUUAUAUAUAAAUAAUACACAACUAAGGCGUACACAUAUGUACAUAUUUAUGUUUGUAUGUACAUACGUAUAUGCAAACAAAAUUUUUAAAUUGAAACUUUCUUUGAAAUGUUUGAAAUAAGAAGAAGUACAUAAAGAAGUACAUUUGUAUAUGCAUAGGGAAGUAUGUUGAGCACAUAAUGUAUUAUUGUAAGGAGUUUGCACUCGCAACUAAAACAAAGGACGAUGUAAUUGAAAUACAUGCAUAUGUAAAUACAUGUACUUGUGAAUGUAUUUCUAUGCAGAAUAUUUAUAUAAUUUCCAAUCC